UCCACAUUGGACUUCCCAAUGCCCAUGUUUUCAAGCUUCACACAGGUCAUUUCCCUGGUAGGGUUGCAGAAAACGUGAAGAGCUGCAGGGCUUCAGAGAUAGGACCUUGCAGCAUAAAGUAGCAAAAGGUGUCUGCAUCCUGAGUUUCUUCUCCGAGUUGAGCACGUAAGGUGAGGGCCAUUGAGACAAGGGAUUGGUCCCAGAACCAGCACAACUGGAAUUUAUUGACUCUCUUUUCUCCUCGGCCUUCAUAGUCCCGGGAAGUAGUAAUUUUUUUUCAUUUCUAAACCCAGAGGCUCAGACGCCGGGAAUAUCCUAAAGAAACAAUGCAAGUCAGGCCUGGCAGCUAGAGCAGGAGCCCGGCCCAUGGUCCUUCCCCAGCCUGGCGCUUGGCCGUGGCCCCCAAGAGUGUGUAUCCACUGUGCUAUUUUUCAGAAGAAUAUGAGGAACAGUACUCGGAGGCCAGACUUCUGGGGCAGACCUUCCGCUCUGCUGAUGAGGCCCCUGAGCCCACCCCCAGCCCAAGGCCCCAGUCUGCCAGGCGUCUGGAGUUUGUAUUGAUGCCUACAAAACGGCAGCUGAGCGAGGAUGAGACUACCACCCAGGGUGUGAGGGCCCCUGAGGCCUCCCUGAGCCUGUCUACCACUGCCGACAAGCAAGCUGCCUGGAAUAGCCCCUUCCCUCUGCCCAUCCUAGAGGAGAAGCGGUGGCUUCAGCCCUGCUCCACGCACUCUGACAUUGUGCCCAUCAACAUCUCUGGGCAGCAGUUUGAUAAACACGCAAGUUUGCGACACUCGUUGUUUAACACAGAGACAGCCGUGAACCCCAAGUCCACCCUGAGGCGGAGGCGGACCAUUAUUGGAUUCUCUAACUUUUCCCGGCGAGACCCAGGUCACAGCAACAGCCCAGCAGGCAGUGUGGUCCGCUCUACCACCUCAGACAUCAGGCCCAGUCAUUCAGUUCCAGAAGGCGUUCAUGGCAGAGUUGCAGUUGGUCAGGAAGCUCAGUUCCCAAAUCUCACCUCGCCAGUACUGAGAAAUCCUUCUAGUGAUCCAGAAGAACCUCUCCAGGCACGUGGUGGCACAAACCCUCCUGGCAUGGAGAGCAUGGGAAUGGUGUACAGCGUCCCCGGUUCUUGCAAUGGACCAACAGAGUCCACGUUCUCCACUUCCUGGAAGGGAGAUGCUUUUACCUACAUGACUCCAAGUGCCACCAAUCAGAGCAAUCAAGUCAAUGAAAAUGGAAAAAAUCCUUCCUCUGGGAAUUCUUGGGUCUCUCUGCACACACUGCCACCUCUGGUUCCUAAGGAGGCUGCUACCCUCUUUGUCACUCGUGAUAACCCAGCAGGAUGCAGUGGAUCAGCUGGCUACUCUGAGCACCCUACUCAACGAAGGCAAGUAUUGGAACGACCCUCCAAGAUUGGCCUUCUGACUGGUGGUACCUCGAGGCUGGAGACAGGCCCAGGUGGGGCCAGCAGGUUCCGGGAGCGGUCACUGUCUGUGCCCACAGACUCAGGCACCACAGAUGUGGACUAUGACGAGGAACAGAAGACCAGUGAAGCCUGUGCCCUGCCUUAUGCCAGUACAAGUUCUGAGGGCAGUAACAGUGCUGACAACAUUGCCUCCCUUAGUGCCCAACAGGAGGCCCAGCACAGAAGGCAGAGGUCCAAGAGUAUCUCACUCAAGAAGGCCAAAAAGAAGCCUUCCCCACCAAUGCGCAGUGUCUCACUGGUCAAAGACGAGCCAGUCCUCUUGCCAGAAGGUGGAUCAGCACUACCCAAGGACCAGAGGCCCAGGAGCCUUUGCCUCUCCUUGGAAUGCCAAGGACAUCAUUCAUCCCACCCGGAUGCUCAGGGUCACCCAGCUGUGCCAACCUUCAAAGAUCCAGAAAGUACACAAUUCUCCCACCACUGGUAUCUUACUGACUGGAAGUCUGGUGACACCUACCAAUCUUUGUCCAGCUCCAGCACUGCCACUGGCACCACAGUCAUUGAGUGCACCCAAGUUCAGGGCAGCUCAGAGUCUCUUGCCUCCCCUUCCACCUCCAGAGCCACUACACCUUCCCAACUCUCCAUCGAGGUGGAGGCCAGGGAAGUAUCUUCCCCAGGAAGGGCCACAGGGCUGAUGUCACCCUCCAGUGGUUACUCCAGCCAGUCGGAGACACCAACACCCACUGUCUCCAUGUCCUUGACCCUGGGCCACUUGCCCCCUUCAAGCGGCAGUGUCCGAGUGCGUCCAGUGGUACCUGAGAGGAAGUCAUCACUACCCCCGACAUCACCAAUGGAGAAAAUUUCCAAGUCACGGCUAUCAUUUGACCUACCGUUGACCUCUUCAACCAACCUCGAUCUGUCUGGGAUGAGUAUCUCCAUCCGAAGCAAAACCAAGGUGAGCCGGCAUCACUCAGAUACAAAUUUUGGGGCCAAGCUGGCCCAGAAAACUAGCCCCAACCAGCCAAUCAUGCCCAUGGUUACUCAGUCUGACCUACAGUCUGUUCGCCUGAGGUCAGUCAGCAAAUCUGAGCCAGAAGAUGACAUCGAGGGCCCUGACUAUGCUGAGGAAUCAGGAGCAGAAGUCUUCACCUUGCCAGAAAGAAAAAUGAAACCUCCCAUAGCUGAGAAGCCCCCACUGGCUCGAAGGCCUCCAAGCUUGGUCCACAAGCCACCAACUGUCCCUGAGGAGUACUCACUAACUUCGCCUACCUUGGCUAUGACCCCCAAGAGCUCAAGUCAACACAUGAGGCCACUCCCUCAAGACAUCUACAUGGUGGUGCGGAAACCAAAGUCCUCCAGCUUCCCUGAGGGCAGAAGCCCAGGGGAGUCCACAGCACCCUCACCUUUUGUUUUCACACCUUUUGCCAGUUCCUCUAUUGCUUUCUUCUCAGGAACACAGCAAUCUCCCCAGGGAAGUGCGGAGGAUGAGGGCCCCAAGGUGAGAUCCCUGCCUGAAAGAAUUAGUCUCCAGAGCCUGGAAGAAACUGAGAAAAAGAAAGGCAAGAUUCCACCUCCUGUACCAAAAAAGCCCAGUGUGCUCUACCUGCCUCUCACCUCACCCACAGCUCAAAUGGAGGCCUAUGCGGGCGAACCAAGACUGCCUCUCAGCCCCAUCAUCACCCUGGAGGAAGAUGCCAAGUGUCCCCCCACCGGAGACCACUUGCAACCACCUGAUACAAGGAUAACUUCAACGUCGCAGGCUGACGGUGAAAGGGAGGCAAGCCCUCUGGGAAGUUCUAUGGAACCAAACACCGAAGAAAAAAGUGUAAUCAGUGAUAAAACGGCCGAAUGGAUUGCGGAAGAUGAUGAUGACGUGUUUGUGGCCUCACGCACAACUGAAGAUUUAUUUACUGUAAUACACAGGUCCAAAAGAAAGCUGCUUGGCUGGAAGGAGCCUGGUGAGGCCUUUGCCGGCGGCAGUAGACCAAGUUCCCACUCACCAAUAAGGAACACAGCUGAUUCUCCAAUUAGUGAGUUGGCUGCCUCUGCAGGGUCAAGUGGCAGUGCCAACCUAGAUGCUGGCAGAAACGAUGAUUUCAAGGCCUUGCUACAGAAGAAGGGAAGCAAGGCAACUCCAAGGUCCCGCCCCUCAGCAGCUGAACUGCUGAAGACCACUAACCCACUGGCUCGGAGAAUUAUUGCACAAUUUUCAAAAGACUACGAAACCACCGAUAACCCCAGUACCUAAGCCCUGGGUUCAGCAAGCAGGGUUUAGUUACUAAACUUGAAUAGAGAAGGGGGAAGAGAGUUUUAAAAAGGAACCAUGGAAAUAACAAAAGCGCCUACAUUUCUUUUACAUUAACUCACACUCUGGACAGCAGGAGAGAGGCCACUUUAUCUAGAACUAAAAUCGUCAGGCACUUUAAGCAUCUUCAGACACUUUACGUUUUCAUACUUACGGUCUUACCAUUACUGGACUACCGAUUUUCUCCUUAUUUUCCCCCAAUGGUGUGCACUAAGAAGAAAUUCUCAGAUGCAAGCGCACAUAUGCCAUCUUUUCAAACAAUGGUCAGGCUGCUCCAACCAUGGCUCCUGUCACUGAGGGGUGUAGGGUGAGAGCAGAUCGGGGGCUGCCAAACCUGGGGAGCAUAGGGUGCCAGUGCUGAGUAUUCCCUUUCCUGGUAAGGCCUUGAUGGCCCUGUAUGGAGAAACAGAAAGACUGAUGCCUCUUCAUCUCCGGUUUAACUCUCCCCCACAAGAGGUUUGCAGGUGUGCACUUAUUUCGGCAUGGGGUUGAUUGAAUGGCUUUUGUCGUACAAAAUAUGAAUGUGUCUCUGUCUUGAACUUCAUGCCUUUUUAAGUUUGAUUGUCUACACGGAGAUCAGAGUGAUGAGUUUCAAUAAACAUAUAGACCCGCCCCCACCACUCCUUAGCUUGAAAAGGUCAGGACUGGGUUGCUUUGGGUGAACCAAGCUCAGCCAAUAAACGAGGCAGCCAUUCGUUCACUCAAAUCUAUCCAAGGUAACUCGCACAGGCGCCUUGAAGAUCCUUCAAGUGUCUGUCAGCAAUGAUAGCUAGGAUCUGUGCCCAGCUCAUGCUGCAUUCUAAGAACUCUUGUUUCAUUUGCAUAUAAGAUUCAUUACAGGAAGUAGUAAGCUGAAGGAACAGCAUCAUCAAAGGCUCAAGGAGGAGAAAGUAAGAAAGUGUAACUUGCCCCCCACCAUUUAGUUCAGAUUGUGGUUUGUGGUUGGUUUUGUUUUGUUUAAAGGAAGCCUUACUCUGUUCCAAAACCGAGAACAUAUAGACUAAAAGGAUAUGUCCAAAAUCUAAAAUGCAGCCUUACAAGUUGCUAUGGCUCAUAACAC
This is a messenger RNA of Ceratotherium simum simum (southern white rhinoceros), 4794 nucleotides long. Lineage: Eukaryota; Metazoa; Chordata; Mammalia; Perissodactyla; Rhinocerotidae. The record is from RefSeq and is a predicted model, not a curated record.